CCGGCCGCGGGAAGAGGGCUGCGGGUAGGGAGGAAGAGGAGGAGCCCCGCCGCCCCCCGCCCGCCGCAGGAAGCAGCCGGAGGAUGUACCGUAGCGCCGGGGGCCCGGCCGGCACACCGUGACAGCCCGGCCCAGCACCCCGCUCGCCUCGCCGCGGUCGACCGAAUCCCUUCCUGCGGAGGAAACAUGUCCAAGAUGCCGGCCAAGAAGAAGAGCUGCUUCCAGAUCACCAGCGUGACCACGGCGCAGGUGGCCAGCAGCAUCACCGAGGACACCGAGAGCUUGGACGACCCGGAUGAAUCCCGCACAGAGGACGUGUCUUCUGAAAUCUUUGAUGUUUCCCGAACCACCGACUACGGCCCCGAGGAUGUCUGCGAGCGGAGCUCCUCCGAAGAGACUCUCAACAACGUGGGCGAGGCCGAAACUCCUAGCAGCGUCUCUCCCAAUCUCCUUUUGGACGGGCAGCUGGCUGUGGCUGCCGCUGGGGUGGCUGCAGGCCCCAGCGGGGGGGCUGUGCCCAAAAGUUCAGCCGUACCCCUGCCAACUGUUGCCCCUGGCGCUGUUGUCGGGGGAGGCGGAGGCAGCAGCUCUCAGGCUGCCCUGCCCUCCACAGGGGCUUCUGCACCUGCUGCCCCCGGGACCAUGUCUCAGACGGCGGCUGCCGCGUGCAGCUCGCGCUUCAGGGUGAUCAAGCUGGACCACGGUACUGGGGAACCCUACAGGCGAGGCCGAUGGACGUGUAUGGAGUACUAUGACCGUGACUCGGACGGUGUUGGUGUUCUGGGCAGGACUGGAGAUUGCAUUAGGCACAGCAGCACCUUUGAACAGGCUGCUCAAGAGAGAGACAGUGGUCUCGGUGCCACAGGAGGUUCUGUUGUGAUCUCGGCUGUGCCGGCGUCAGCCCAUGGCCCCGAUUCUAUAGCUGACAGCUCCCUGGCUGUUGUGUCACAGCUGCUUCAGACAGAGAAAAUGAACCAGUCCUCUCUACAGCAACCUAGUUUUGUCAUUGGGCAACAGCAGCAGCCACCACAGCCCGUAGGUGGGGCCGUGCCUCAGAGUACUGCUCAGCCUGUGUUUUCUGGGGCUUCGGGAGCAAGUCAGCAAAUGAUAGUACCACAGCAACCGCAGCCACAGGUAAAUCCACAGGGUGUUUCACAGGCUGGACCCAACGGGAAAGGCAUGGCACCUCCAAAUGUGACAGUAGGGCAGUCAAGCAUUCCUGUGGCCCAGCAGCAGGUGCAGCAGGGAAACAUACCAGUGACUCAGCCUCAACAAUUUGCUUAUUCUCAAUCUCAGAUUCCACCAGUGCAUCUACUGCCGACGCAGCCUCCUGGGCAGGCUGAAUACAUGCAGCACAUGACAAUUAUCCAGUCUCAAGGAGCUAUUCAGCAGGCUGCUACAAGCUCUGCUCCAAGUACUGUGGCCUCCAGCCUUCCAGUGGGGCAGGUGACGGGCCAGAACCCGUCACCUGUGGGAGCGGCAGUGCUGGGGGUGUCAGCGCAGCCGGGCGAAGCAGUUGGACAGGGAGCAGGGCUGCUGCAGAGUGGCCAGGCACAAGCGAGCCAGCCUGCCAUCCCGCAGCCAGGAGGUGUGGUGCAGCCAGGCCUUGGACAUUCGGGGGUUGUGCAACAGAAAUCUGUGACUCAGCAUCCAAUGGGGGGAAGCAGUCAAGUGUCAGGAAUACCUGGUGCUCCCCAUGCUGUGCUCCCUGGAGUUCAGAGCGUGCCUGCGGCUGUGCCUGGUACAAGUGUGCCUAGUGUGUCCACCACCGCUUCUGUUACUAUGCCAAACGUCCCUGUUACGCUGGUGCAGUCCCAGCUGACGAGCCACCCUUCUGUCAGCCGAAGCCCUGGCGCGGUCCAGUCCCAGCAUGUCGCACACUCGAUGAUGCAAGGUGCGCCCGGUGCACCCGCCAGUCUGCCUCAGGCAAACCUCGGACAGUUUCAGACCCAGGCCCAGUCCUUAGUAAGCCAGAUUGAUGAUACUAGAAGAAAAUCGGAACCCCUACCUCAGCCACCACUUUCUCUUAUAGCUGAAAAUAAACCUCUUGUGAAGCCUCCCAUUCCAGACACUCUAGCAAAUCCUCUUCAGUUACCUGCAAGUACUCCAAUGAACAGUCUCGCUAGCUCUGUUUUUGGCAUAUCCAUUCCUGUUGAUGGUGAUGAAGACAGGAAUCCGUCAACUGCAUUCUACCAAGCGUUCCAUUUCAACAAGUUACAGGAGUCAAAGGCCACCUGGGAUAGUGCCUCUGGUGCAAGUGUUGUUGCCAUUGACAACAAAAUAGAACAGGCAAUGGAUCUAGUGAAAAGCCAUUUGAUGUACGCAGUGAGAGAAGAAGUGGAAGUCCUGAAGGAGCAAAUAAAAGAAUUAGUUGAAAGAAACUCUUUACUUGAACGAGAAAAUGCACUGUUAAAAUCCCUGUCCAACAACGAUCAGUUAUCCCAGCUGUCCAGCCAGCAGGCCCCCAGCAGCAGCUCACAGGCGCAGCCCCCGCCCGCACAGCCCCCGCAGCCCAACGUGUCCUCGGCGUGAGCCCGGGGCCACCGGGGCUCCCGAGCCAGCAGCCGUGCUUCUCUUGUGUGUUUGGCCUUCUCAGUAUUAGACAAUCAUCCUCGCAGAGCUGUCCCCGCUGUGGCCGCAUGCCGGAGGUGUCCGAGCGUCCUCGCUGCUCACGGGAGGUGGCAGCGGAGCCCUGGAGCCCGGGGCCUGCCUUGGCUCUCAGAGCUCGGCUGGCUCUCGAGGUUCCCAUUGCUCCUGGGCUGCUCUGAGCCUUGCUGUCUGGUAAAGAGCAACAGUUCCUCUUCAGAGCCACUGUUCUUUUCAUAUAAGUAACAUUUGCCUAUGUUAGUUUCAUUUAUUUGUUUUAUUUAUUACAGGGCUGCUAUUUUCAUAAUGUACAUGAACAAUGUCACAGAACUUUUGAAUUUUUUUUUAUAAAUGUCUGUAUGGGUAAAAUGAUAGAUGGGAUUGUGUUAAUAGAUACAAUGUCUAGGCAAUAAUUGAACAAAGAAUCCUGGCAUAUUUCUAACACUAAUGGCAGUUGACCUUUGGUAUUUAUUUACGGUAGUAAAGAUCCAGCUUGAAUGUAAAUUUUGUAUAGAGUGUAAGUAUGAAGACCAUAGUGCAUCUGUACAGGUAGUCACCAGUCCUUGUGAUAUAAUAAAUAAGUGAUGGGCUAUUUUGAUGAAGAAAACUUUGCUCAUUUCUGUUUCUACUUUCUAAUAGAGAGAAAGGGGCCAUGAUUCCUCUGCUUUUUGACAUUUCGUUUUUGGUUUGGUUUUUUGGGUGGGAAUAAAAAGCUGUGAAAUUGUUCAACCUACUUUGUAACCAAAGAAGCAAAGCUGUAUAAUUGAGUUGGUUGUUGGUUUUCCUUUUGUUUUUCUUUCUUUUUUUAAUUUUAUAAUGCACAUUCUUUAUGUAUUUUUUAUUUAGUGUUUUCUCAUUCACAACUUUCUUUGCCGUUUCGCAUGAUCUGCAUGACCUGUAAUCUUUGAACCACUUCCUUACCUCAUGUUUUUAUCCAGCACUCUUAGUGUAAUAUGUACUAGUCUGUGAACAAUGUCAAUAAAGAGAAAGAACAGCUGGUGUUGGUGGAGCUAAGCUAGUGUGCUAGGCACUAGUUGUUAAAACAAAUAAAUGAAGUGAGCCAUCUUUUGUUCAUUUAAAAUGGUGUUUUGAAUUUCGUAUGCAGAAAACGUUUUGUUACAUUGCAGAUUUAAUGUAUUUAAUAAAUGCAACAUGCAGAUUAAAAUGCAGUGUAUACUGAGUAUUUAAAUUAAAAAUGUACAUUUCAUAAAUACAGUUUCAGGAAAGACCAUAAUUUGUGUAAACUAAUGCAGUGUGUCAAAUUGAUGUACAAAUAUAUAUAUAUUUUAACACAUUUUCUGAAAUUAAACCAGUUUUGUUGAAUUUUUUGGCUGUAGAUGUUGUUGCAGUAUGAUUAAAUUCUGUAGGUCUUCUCUGAACAAAAUGGAGGAAUGCAGAAUCAGUGAGGCAGUAACAGACCAGUGCCAAGGUUACUACUUCUCAUUCAACAGACUGGUUUCUUCUGUUCUAGGAGAAGCAUCUCCUGAUGCUGUCAGUGGCUGCUUUAGGGGUUUAGGUUUGCACUGAUAGCUCUAAAUAAACAUCUGGACCUGCUGAGUUACUGCUGUGAAUGUCUGCUUCAGGACCUGAACCCUGCGCAGCUCUAACUCUGCUCAGGUUUAUGUCCAAGGUAAAACAGAAGAAAUGCUGGAAAUGGAAGUUUUGGUGUUUUCAGAUCUCAAAGAAGUGUCCAUUUCCCAGAAACUGAGAAGCAUCUCCUCUUCCUGGUAAGCAUCAGUUCAGCACAGUUCAAACAAACCAGGUAUUGUGUGCUUAUUAGAAAGUUCUCACUGAAGUAACACCAAAAUGAUCUUUUCCACUGGGUGUGGAUUGCUGUUUUCUGCCUGCUGCACCCCUGUGCUGUGAGCACUGCUGGGAGACCUCAGUGCACACAGAUUAAAAAGCCAAAUAUUCCAGUAGC
This is a messenger RNA of Cinclus cinclus, 4507 nucleotides long. RefSeq names its product TSC22 domain family member 2 (gene TSC22D2). Lineage: Eukaryota; Metazoa; Chordata; Aves; Passeriformes; Cinclidae. The transcript has 4 exons. The record is from RefSeq and is a predicted model, not a curated record. Bases 187 to 2532 code for a protein of 781 amino acids. Gene Ontology annotation, biological process: regulation of transcription by RNA polymerase II.